Molecule: messenger RNA, 796 nt
Organism: Phycomyces blakesleeanus NRRL 1555(-)
Lineage: Eukaryota; Fungi; Mucoromycota; Mucoromycetes; Mucorales; Phycomycetaceae
Exons: 6
Coding region: 1-564 (187 amino acids)
Biological process (GO): regulation of lipid metabolic process
Cellular component (GO): mitochondrion
Source: RefSeq, a predicted model, not a curated record
AUGAGUACAUUAAAGCUAGGAUCCUUGCUGAUAAGAACGUUGGCCAAACCUGUGGCAACAUCCAUCAAAACACAGGCCAAACAACAUCCAACAUUUCGUGAAUUCUGCAUCAAUGUUGCUCAGCAAUCCCACAAGUUGGAAAUGACAUUAAAAAUGAAGUUCUUGGGUUACAAAAAAGAAGUCAUUCGACCUCUUAAUGAUGCCAGAGCUAUUGAGAGUGGAGCAAACUUCCUUAGUGAAUCUUUUGUAUUUUCGGUUGCUGCGACUAUCAUCAUUGCCGAGAGCUGGCGAUCACAUUCUUCUGCAAAACACCGAAGAAACUAUGUGGACGAUGCAUUGGAAAACCUGGAAUCUCAGACUGUUACCUUGAAAGAAGCACUGGAAGCAGUUCAAAAGGCGCACAGUACUACAGAGCAACAGCUGAAGCAGAUUGAAGAAGAUAACGCUCACUUGCGUAAACUUUUGGAUGAGAUCUUGUCUGUCAGCCUGGGUCUCAGACAUCAUACAGAAUAUGAUAGACAACCCUCAGUUAUCACUCUUCCUGGACUGAGUCAAGAAAAUUAGCUACAUUUAAUAAAUUCGAUGACAAUAGACAGUUUGAUUUCUUUUAACACACUACCUACCCAGUAAAUUACAAAACAAUAAGAACAAAAUAAGACCCAAACCUCAUUUGCUAUUACUACUACUGGUAUUGCUGUGGUGUUAUAUAUAUAUAGUCAGUAUUAGUUGAAUUGGUAUAUACCGAUUUAAAACAAAAAUAAAACAAAAAUAACAUGGUCAAUUGGGCUGAUAAUUC